Messenger RNA from Apaloderma vittatum (bar-tailed trogon), 885 nucleotides. RefSeq names its product myelin regulatory factor-like. The record is from RefSeq and is a predicted model, not a curated record. NCBI's taxonomy places the organism in Eukaryota, Metazoa, Chordata, Aves, Trogoniformes, Trogonidae. The transcript has 7 exons. Gene Ontology annotation, molecular function: sequence-specific DNA binding; DNA-binding transcription factor activity. The annotation marks the transcript as partial. Gene Ontology annotation, cellular component: nucleus; endoplasmic reticulum membrane. Gene Ontology annotation, biological process: positive regulation of DNA-templated transcription; central nervous system myelin maintenance; protein autoprocessing.
AUGCUCACGUACCGCGUCGACGCCGACAAGGGGUUCAACUUCUCGGUGGGGGACGACGCCUUUGUGUGCCAGAAGAAGAAUCACUUCCAGGUCACGGUCUACAUCGGCAUGCUUGGAGAUCCCAAGUAUGUGAAGACCCCCGAGGGCCUGAAACCCUUAGAGUGUUUCUACCUGAAGCUGCACGGACUCGAGGCCUUGAACCAGUCGAUCAACAUAGAGCAGUCCCAGUCCGACCGCAGCAAACGGCCCUUCAACCCUGUCACGGUCAACCUGCCUCCAGAGCAGGUCACUAAGGUGACUGUGGGGCGGCUGCACUUCAGCGAGACCACGGCCAACAACAUGCGGAAGAAAGGCAAACCCAACCCAGACCAGAGGUAUUUCAUGCUCGUGGUGGCCUUGCAAGCGCACGCGCAGAACCAGAACUACACGCUCGCAGCCCACAUCUCCGAGCGCAUCAUCGUCCGAGCCUCCAACCCCGGCCAGUUCGAGAGCGACAGCGACGUGCUGUGGCAGCGGGCGCAGCUCCCCGAUACCGUUUUUCAUCACGGCCGGGUUGGCAUCAACACGGACCGUCCCGACGAAGCCCUCGUGGUCCAUGGCAACGUGAAGGUCAUGGGGUCGCUGAUGCACCCUUCAGACGUCCGGGUGAAGGAGGACAUCCAGGAGGUGGACACCACGGAGCAGCUUAAGAGGAUCUCCCGCAUGCGGCUCGUGCACUACAACUACAAGCCCGAGUUCGCGGCCACGGUGGGCAUCGACAACACUUCUGAGACAGGUGUCAUCGCUCAGGAGGUAAAGGAGAUCCUCCCCGAAGCUGUGAAGGACACCGGGGACCUGGUGUUUUCCAAUGGGAAGACCCUCGAGAACUUCCUGGUGGUGAACAAG